AUGUAUAAUGAAUUAAAAAAAGCAUAUUCUAAAAAACUUCAAGACAAGUCUAAAAAGCAAGUCUUAUUUGAUAUUAGUAAUAAUGUUAAUGUUUUUUUUGAAGAAGAAAUAAUUAAUAAUGAAGAAUUUGACAUUAGACUCAUGCUUGAACACUGGCUUUUCCAAA
Molecule: messenger RNA, 166 nt
Organism: Dentiscutata erythropus
Lineage: Eukaryota; Fungi; Glomeromycota; Glomeromycetes; Diversisporales; Gigasporaceae
Source: the annotation of a GenBank genome assembly